AUGGCCAAACGCAGUCCGUUCGUCUCGCUCGGUCAGAUGGAGCAGUCUCUCGGCUAUGAGCUGACGAGCUCGCCGGAAUUCCGUCAUGACGUGCAGCGCUUUUACUCGGACCUGACUCCGGUACUAGAGAGCAUAUACGACCAGACUCGAAAGGAGCUCGAGGAGCAUCUCAGCGCAAAACGUCGUCCAGACUCGGCUGCGCAUGAAAUCACCCCUGUCGCGGGGGCAGCCUUUCUUAAGCUCCCCAGAGAACUUCGCGAUAGGAUUUACACAUACGCCAUACCCCGACAGGAAUGGAAAGUGGUCAACGCGGACUAUCUCGGAGGUGUCAACCUGGCUGGAGGCCUUGGUGACCCGACUGGCUUCUAUUUUCCACUUAGGAUCGGUCUGAGUCUUAUCAACCUCAACCGACAGAUACGCACAGAAGCCCUCCCACUGGUACAUCGCAGGACGAUGUUCCGCUUGGGUGACAUGGACGACUUUAUCAAGCUCGCCAUUACAGUCGGUGAGGUCGGUCGCGAGAAUAUUGAAUCCCUUGAGUUUGCAUGGCAGAGCAGAAGUGAUAUAGAAGCUACUGUCGAGAACGAGCCAGAUAUCGAGGACCCCUAUGGCAAGCCACCUACUCUUCAUGCUGUGAGGUGUGUACAGCUUCUCCGUCAGUUGAAACGACUCAGAUUUCUGCGUCUCAUCUUUCCGGAUGACCUCGUUUCCAAUAAAACGGAUGACGAAAUAAAGCUCAACCCCGGGAUUCAGGGCCUUUUCUCGAUUCGCGGUAUUCAGACGGUCGAGGUUCGAAAUGAGCACAGCGUGUCAUUAGAAAAGGUUGACGUGCUGAGGGACCUUAGACAGAGAAUGGAGUCU
Aspergillus steynii IBT 23096 is the source of this 861-nucleotide messenger RNA. RefSeq lists its product as uncharacterized. Lineage: Eukaryota; Fungi; Ascomycota; Eurotiomycetes; Eurotiales; Aspergillaceae. The record is from RefSeq and is a predicted model, not a curated record. The annotation marks the transcript as partial. The transcript is spliced from 2 exons.